Triticum aestivum (bread wheat) is the source of this 1471-nucleotide messenger RNA. Its product is annotated as ELMO domain-containing protein A. The transcript is spliced from 9 exons. The record is from RefSeq and is a predicted model, not a curated record. Bases 278 to 1087 code for a protein of 269 amino acids. NCBI's taxonomy places the organism in Eukaryota, Viridiplantae, Streptophyta, Magnoliopsida, Poales, Poaceae.
GCAGUUCACCAGCGCAGCAGCAGCGGAGCGCCCCCAACCAGAAAGAGAAAGAGAAAGAGGCAGGCAGCAGAGCCGAACCAACCAACUAACCAACGGACGGAAGAGACCGCCGCCAAGCCUCGCGCCCCUUCCCUCCUUUUCCUCUUCUGCCUCCCUCGGGAUCCGCCGCCGAGAUUGGAGCUCCGGCCGGCGCAUGGACCCCCGCCGUCGCGCGGAUAGCGACGAGUAGCGGGAGGUAGAGGUGGCAGAGACGCCGGCGCCAAGGGGCGAGGCGGACAUGGACACCAACGCCGGCUCCUUCGUCGCCGUCCGGCGGCUCGCUGGCUCCGACCGAGCGGCCGGCGCCGUCGCGUUCCAUCACUCGUCCUCAGCGGAGGUCGUGACCGGGUCGACGGCGUGGAUAGGGAGGGGGCUCUCCUGCGUCUGUGUGCAGAGUAGAGACAGCGACGCCCGCCUUUCUUUCGAUUUGACUCCCGUUCAGGAAGAGUGCCUACUGAGGUUACAGAACCGGAUAGAAAUUCAGUAUGAUAGUUCAAACAUAGAGCAUCAGGAAGAACUGAAGGCCCUUUGGUGCGCCUCCUUUCCUGGAACUGAGCUUAGGGGCCUAAUAUCGGAACAAUGGAAAGAGAUGGGCUGGCAAGGGAAAGAUCCAUCCACGGAUUUUAGAGGUGGAGGCUUUAUCUCCUUGGAGAAUUUAUUAUUCUUUGCCAGGAACUACCCGAAAUCUUUUCAGGAACUUCUUUGUAAGCAGAAUGGUGACCGUGCAAUUUGGGAGUAUCCAUUUGCGGUAGCUGGUGUAAAUAUAACAUUCAUGCUCAUUCAGAUGCUUGAUCUACAAGCAGUCAAACCAAGGUCAUUGUUGGGAGCUGUUUUCCUAAAGCUACUUUCAGAAAAUGAUCGAGCCUUUGAUAUCCUGUACUGCAUAACCUUCAAGCUGAUGGAUCAGCAAUGGCUUGACAUGCAUGCUACUUACAUGGACUUCAAUACAGUCAUGAAAUCCACACGACGCCAGCUAGAAAGGGAGCUGUUGAUUGAAGAUAUUCAGCGGGUUGAGGAUAUGCCAUCGUACAAGCUUCUAGCCCGCUAGCUAGUAACUGAAACCUUAACAUGGCCUACAUGUCGCCGCGAGGCUUGAAUUGCUGAACGAUGCAACCAGUGUCCUUAUACAGUGAGAGAAUUCCAAGAUGUAGAUGCCCCUGUAUCUUGUCGCGUUUUAGGUACUCCGAUAACCCGGGCUCUCAUGUAUUUACAUAGUAGGGUUUUCUUGGCCAGCAUGCCACGUAGGGUAACUCCAGUAUCCGACCAACUACCAGGAGGGCAGAGUAUUUGUAGGGUGUGUGUGUGUGUGCGCGUGCGCUGUUAAAGUUUGGUUAUUGCCCAUAAUACCACGGAAGGAAUGUAGUCCUUGUCUCUGUCCUUGUAACCAGGAGCCUCUUGUGAAAGCUAAUCUGAGUGCGCAGCAACUACGAUA